Microstroma glucosiphilum is the source of this 1661-nucleotide messenger RNA. RefSeq lists its product as hypothetical. Gene Ontology annotation, cellular component: ribonuclease MRP complex; nucleolar ribonuclease P complex; cytosol. NCBI's taxonomy places the organism in Eukaryota, Fungi, Basidiomycota, Exobasidiomycetes, Microstromatales, Microstromataceae. Gene Ontology annotation, biological process: intronic box C/D snoRNA processing; nuclear-transcribed mRNA catabolic process, RNase MRP-dependent; tRNA processing. The record is from RefSeq and is a predicted model, not a curated record. The coding region runs from base 74 to 1495 and encodes 473 amino acids. Gene Ontology annotation, molecular function: ribonuclease MRP activity. The transcript is spliced from 2 exons.
UUCCCCUUUCCGCUCCCCCUCACCACCACCGUUCCAGUCCGUACGAUCUUCCGCCAGGGAGAAACCAUCAAGCAUGGCGAGCAAGCCAUCUUCGUCCUCUGCGCCUGCAUCCUCUCGCAAGGUCCAAGUCCAUAACAAGCAGCACUCACUGCGAGCAGUGUCCAAGAGCAAGCUCUCACAGCAGCAGAAGGAGAAGCGGCCAGCCGUCACUCCGGCCUCUUCCUCUUCCUUGCAGCCUAUAAGUGAGGACGGGCUUUCUCACGCUAGAAGUCAUGCCGCCGGUCAGUCCCACCCUUCGGGCAGUAGAGUAGCCCUGGGAAAGCGUAAAGAGGCCGACAGCUCAGGAGAUAAUCAAGCACAGAGAAGACAAGUAUUCAAGCAAGUUCUCGCCAGUCCGCUGACCGUCAACUGGCCUCAACUGGCCGCCGUAGAUGCUCAGCCGAUCCUAUACACGCUGCUAGAUAUGCUAGCCCUGCCCGCCCUCCGCUCUCAGAUCAGACGUGUGCAGCCCAUGCGCCCCGAUCGCAGAGUGAUGAGCAGGGGUGAGAGCAGGCGGGCAAGGAAGUCUGGAACGCAAAGUAGAGGGGAAACCCAAGCGAUCGGUCUAGACGUCUCGACAUCCGUUCAGAUGGAUGUGGACGAGGUUUCAUCGAGCGCAGGUGACAGUAGCGCCGAGCCCGUCGCGUUGGUAUGCGGCAUCAAUUCGGUCACAAGACACAUGGAGCUCGAGAUAGCUCGCGAGUCAUCCAAGAGGGGGCUUCAAGACGGCGAACAAGACUCAGCAGCAAGCGCAAGUCCUCUGCUUCUCAGUCUCGUCUUCGUCUGUCGGAGCGACCUCGACCCGCCCAAGCUAGCAUCUCAUUUUCCAAUGCUGACCUGCGCUCUCAAUGCAGUCUGCCAUCCUGCCUCCAGAGAGGGUGCCGCUGCUCUUCUCAUACCGCUUCCCGCAGGAGCAGAGCUUGUGCUUGCAAAGGCUCUCGGUCUGAGGAGGUGCUCUGCCCUAGGCAUUGCUACUGGAUCACUGCCACAAGAAAUCAGUCGAGCGUUGUCUGCUCGCAUCGCAGACGCCGGCCUACAGCCACUCCGAGCCGACUGGCUGGACACCGCCGCUGAUUCUGCUCUGCGGACAAGGGAGGCUCUCCUUACUCGCAGCGGGCUAAUCCCGAUGAUGUCAGGAAUAGCGCGCCCAAUGAGGUCCAACACAAUCGUCAAGAACGUGGCUAGCACUGCACCUGCGAACCUCAAUGAGGUCAAGCUGCAGAAGAAGCAUACGAGGAACGAGAAGAAAGCGUGGAGAAAGGCUGUCAAGAAAGCAGGACAUGGAGAGGGGCGGAAAAGAGUGAUAGAGGAAAGGAGACGGCGGAGGGAAGCGAGAAGAAGAGGAGACACUUCGAUGAUCGGGAAAGAGAUAGGAAAGAAGGACUUCAAAGCCAAGGAUGAUAAGGAUCAAAGCCAGACGAAAGCCACGUCUGUAAGCUCCCCCAUGGAAACUUGAAGGGACCGUUGCGACAAGAACAUACCGUAUAUGGACUCUUUACUGUACAUCAGAAAGGCGGAAUUGAUACCACUAAGAUAUACGCCCGAACUUCUUCGGUACGCGUAGACAAAUACAAGCUACAACUUAUGGCCCUGUCUCUUUGCCACCAGCUUGAGCUCCUCUC